This is a messenger RNA of Cynara cardunculus var. scolymus (artichoke), 526 nucleotides long. Its product is annotated as probable histone H2A.1. The coding region runs from base 1 to 399 and encodes 132 amino acids. The record is from RefSeq and is a predicted model, not a curated record. Lineage: Eukaryota; Viridiplantae; Streptophyta; Magnoliopsida; Asterales; Asteraceae. Gene Ontology annotation, cellular component: nucleosome. Gene Ontology annotation, molecular function: structural constituent of chromatin; protein heterodimerization activity; DNA binding. The transcript has a single exon.
AUGGCCGGGAGAGGAAAAUCCAUCGGCGCUACAGCCGUGAGCAAGAAGUCAACGUCGCGUAGCAGCAAGGCGGGACUCCAGUUUCCCGUCGGUCGAAUCGCUCGUUUCCUCAGAACUGGAAAGUACGCUGAUCGUAUCGGAGGCGGUGCGCCGGUGUAUCUGGCUGCCGUGAUGGAGUACCUUGCGGCGGAGGUAUUGGAGUUAGCCGGAAACGCUGCCAGAGAUAACAAGAAGACUCGAGUUGUGCCGCGUCAUAUACARUUGGCSGUGAGGAACGAYGAAGAACUGAGCAGAUUGCUYGGWKCAGUKACGAUUGCUAAUGGCGGAGUGAUGCCUAGCAUUCACGCUCACCUGCUUCCUAAGAAAUCUUCCAUUGCCUCUUCCAAAGGUGAUGAUUAGGUUUCCGAUUGCUUUACGAUUGAAGCCCUAACUUACCGAAUGACCGUAAUUAGAAUUUUUGAUUGAUUUCUCUGUUAGGUUUUUGUUUCGCAUAGAUUGUGAAUGGAAGAUCUGUGAAAUUUUAUGC